This is a messenger RNA of Topomyia yanbarensis, 1638 nucleotides long. RefSeq lists its product as uncharacterized. The coding region runs from base 1 to 1638 and encodes 545 amino acids. Gene Ontology annotation, biological process: DNA integration. The transcript has a single exon. Lineage: Eukaryota; Metazoa; Arthropoda; Insecta; Diptera; Culicidae. The record is from RefSeq and is a predicted model, not a curated record. Gene Ontology annotation, molecular function: nucleic acid binding.
AUGUGGUGGAAUGGUCCACAAUUCCUUCAAACGUUCAAUUACGAGAUCCAGGAGACUCCGGUGAUUCAAGACGACGAGUUACCGGAAAUAAGGAAGACUAAAGUGUGUAACACUGCUGUGGAAGUUGAGGACGAAGCAUUGUUCGAACGAUGUGGCUCAUUUUCCAAGUUGCAGCGUAUACUGGCGCAAGUGGUGAGAUUCACUCGACUGACACGAAUGGUAAAGGAGGAACGUAAAAAUUGUCGGUUCAUCUCCGUACAAGAUAUGCGAAAAGCGUUGGAGUGCAUAGUGCGAAUUCUACAGAAAAACCAUUUAAGCGAAGAGAUCCAGUGCGUUCGAAGCAAGGAGUUGUCGAAGCGACUCGCGAGUCUUCAGCCGUUCUUAGACGAAAAGGGUUUUCUACGCGUCGGUGGACGUCUACAAAACUCUAAUCUACCGUUUGAAGCCAAGCACCAGUUACUUCUUCCACGUAAUCAUCGAGUGACGGAGAUGCUGAUUCGUCAAUAUCAUGAGGAGAGAUUCCAUGAGGGACCAUCCGGUUUGCUGGCAGCGAUAAGGCAGAAGUACUGGUUGGUCAAUGCUCGAUCCGCCAUUCGGAAGGUGACCCGCAGCUGCGUGAAGUGUUCCCGAGUCAAGCCGAGAAGGGUACAGCCGUUAAUGGGGAAUCUUCCGGAAGAACGUGUGAAUGCAGCAGCGGCGUUCGAACUCACUGGUGUGGAUUACGCCGGUCCCGUGGUAGUGAAGGAAGGAAGGUAUAAACCGAAACACGUAAAGGCAUACAUAGCUCUGUUUGUGUGUCUUGCAACGAAAUCGAUUCACCUAGAACUAGUGUCUGACUUGACAACGGAAGCUUUCCUCGCUGCUUUGGAUCGUUUUGUAAAUCGACGUGGGAUGGUUCGCAAAAUGAUGUCGGACAACGCAACUAAUUUUGUUGGAGCCUCAAAGGAACUUCACAAACUGUUCAUGAUGUUCCGCGACGAGAUCGAAAAGGCGAAAAUCAACAAUUUCCUGCUUCAACGAGAGAUAGAGUGGGAAUUGAUUCCACCCCGAUCACCGAAUUUCGGGAGUUUAUGGGAGGCAGGAGUAAAGGUUGUCAAGUCCCACCUCCAUCGGGCUUUAGGCAACGCAAUUUUAACGUUUGAAGAGUUCGGAACGGUUUUGACCCACGUUGAAGCUAUUGUCAAUUCAAGGCCAUUAUAUGCACUGUCUGAUGACCCAAAUGAACCGCUUCCGAUAACUCCUGCACAUUUAAUGAUUGGAAGACCGUUAGAACCAAUUUUGAAGCCAUCGUAUUCCGAAGUAGCUGUGAACCGUCUGUCCCGCCACCAGUAUCUUAAUUAUUUGCGUGAUCAGUUUUGGUCAAAGUGGUUGCGUAACUAUCUGUCAUCACUCCAAUCUAGGGCAAAGUGGACAAAAAAUGAACCUAAUGUGAAAAUAGGCACCAUAGUGCUACUAAUGGAAGACAAUCAACCAGUUCAAUCGUGGAGGUUAGGUCGAAUCGUAGCAGUUUACCCAGGAAAGGACAAUACAAUUAGAAUCGCCGACGUGCAUCGGGAGUUUUUAGACGAACUAUCCGCAACUUGGCCCCUCUACCUAUCGCCGACAAUGACGAUCCGACGAUUUCUGCUUUGGAAUUAG